This is a messenger RNA of Trachymyrmex cornetzi, 1388 nucleotides long. RefSeq names its product Chronologically inappropriate morphogenesis (gene chinmo). The transcript has 5 exons. NCBI's taxonomy places the organism in Eukaryota, Metazoa, Arthropoda, Insecta, Hymenoptera, Formicidae. Gene Ontology annotation, molecular function: protein binding. Gene Ontology annotation, biological process: regulation of transcription by RNA polymerase II. Gene Ontology annotation, cellular component: nucleus. The coding region runs from base 42 to 1388 and encodes 448 amino acids. The record is from RefSeq and is a predicted model, not a curated record.
GGAGCAGCGAAGGUCACGGAGUUAAGCCUAAGGGUGGCAUCAUGGACUUUCAUCAGCAGCAGCAGUUUUGUCUCAAGUGGAACAGUUUUGGCAGCAAUUUAGCAACGACGUUCUCGAAUUUAUUCAAAAGCGAGAGUCUUACCGAUGUCACUCUGUUUUGCGAGGGAGUUACGUUCAAGGCGCACAGGUUAAUCCUCGCAGCAUGCAGCAAGCAUUUUCAGGAGCUUUUCGAAGGAAUGCCGCCUUCUCCCGCGGGAUUGAUCGUUAUUCUCGAUGGGACGAGUGCCCACAAUAUGGCGUCCCUCCUCGAAUUCAUGUACCGUGGAGAGGUACAUGUGUCCCAGGAAUCCCUCAGCUCCUUCCUCAAGGCAGCUGAAUGCCUUCAAGUUAAAGGUCUAUCGAUCAUCGAGCACGAGAAGCUGGCGGUGGCGCAGAGGCACGCUGCGGAAAGCAACACCUCCGCGGACGCAGAGAGCACUGGCGAUGUUACUGCUCUCCGUGGAGGCGGGGGUAACGGAGGCGGUGGUAACGGUAGCGUCGGGAGUAGCGUCGGCAGCGGUAGCGUCGGCAGUGGUAGCAUCGGUGGUACCAUCGGCAACGGGGGUGGUGGUAGCGGCGUUGGUGAUGUGAGCGACAUGAGCGAGGCGGUCAGGAACAUCAUGAAGAGGACCCCCACACCGGCGCCGUCGCCCGCCCCGGAAUACAUCAUGCCCAAUAUGUACUCCACCUCUCCUUAUUGCGAGAGCCCGCCGAAGAGGGCGAUGAGAUCGCCGAGCGACGUCGAUACAUUAGGAAGAGCGAGUGUGUUGCGCGACGGCCCUGCUUUCCGGCCGGCGUCCGCCCCGCAUCCAUUGUUGAAAAACCACUUCUAUCAAUCGUUCACCCAUCCUUCUGAAACUCAUUCGCAUUCCCACACCGCGCCACAUACGCCCACGGAACUGGAACAGCAGCUGGAACGAGUGCGAUCCGAGGAACGCAACAAUUGUGAUCUCAAGGAAAGCGUUGCCGAAGACCUUCGAAUAAAACAGGAGCCAGACCUUCGAAUAAAACAGGAGACCGAUCGAGAGAGGGCGGAGAAAUUGGCGGAGAGAUUGUCCAAGCGGGAUGACGAGGCUUAUCCCGGACGGGGGUUUGACGUGGGCUUGUUCAGAUCGAACUCGGACCAUCUGCCUGGAGCACAGCUGGGUCCGACGAUGGUGCCGAUGCCGGCGGCUCAUCCGCCGACUCCCGAUCAGAGUCCCGCCGCGCCUCCCGCGCUCGCUAUGUGGAACACGAAGAUCAACAAGGCCAGCACUGUCUCUACUGUCGACGGCGGUGAGUGCCAUACAUUGUUUUUAAGUCACGAGACAUCGUCUGUACUUACGCGUACGGUGCGAUUGAGUCUUUAA